Messenger RNA from Salvelinus namaycush (lake trout), 2066 nucleotides. RefSeq names its product peter pan homolog (gene ppan). Gene Ontology annotation, molecular function: rRNA binding. The transcript has 12 exons. NCBI's taxonomy places the organism in Eukaryota, Metazoa, Chordata, Actinopteri, Salmoniformes, Salmonidae. The record is from RefSeq and is a predicted model, not a curated record. Gene Ontology annotation, biological process: rRNA processing; ribosomal large subunit assembly. Bases 142 to 1800 code for a protein of 552 amino acids. Gene Ontology annotation, cellular component: preribosome, large subunit precursor.
UCCACGUGGUUGAAAAGCAGUAUCUGAUUGAAAUGGAGGACACGAAGAGGGACAGCGGAAUUUGCUCGAUCUUGACAUUCACAUAGCUAAGUUCAUCAGCGACGUUAUAUAAUAGUAUUUUGUCAAAAUUAAACUGCCAGUAUGGGGAAGUCCAAGACCAAAAACCAGAAGAAGUCACGUUUGAGUGCGAACCAUUUGGCGGAAGAGGUGUUCUGUGCGGUCCCUCACUCCUUCGUGUUUCACCGUGGCCAAGUCGGCAAGAAUGUCGGUCAGCUAGUGGAGGACAUGCGGCGCGUCAUGGAGCCCUUCACUGCAGAAUCCCUUAGGGUGAGGAAGAAGAAUGUGCUGAAGGACUUUGUGGCUGUAGCAGGACCACUGGGAGUGACACACUUCAUGAUCUUCACCAAGACGCCCAGUAGUGUCAACAUGAGGCUUGCUCGGCUGCCCAAAGGCCCUAUGCUCCAUUUCCGGGUGACCAAAUACUCCCUUAUUAAAGAUGUGGUCUCGUCACUGAAGAGGCACAGAAUGCACGAACAGCAGUUCGCGCAUCAUGCACUGCUGGUCCUCAAUAACUUUGGCUCGGAGGGCAUGCAUGUCAAACUUAUGGCCACCAUGUUCCAAAACAUGUUCCCUUCCAUCAAUGUGCACAAGGUAGCCCUCAAUGCCAUAAAGAGAUGUGUUUUGGUGAACUACGAUCCAGUGUCUCAAGAAAUUGAAUUCCGCCAUUACAGCCUGAAAGUAGUCCCUGUGGGCAUGAGUAGAGGCGUGAAGAAGCUGAUGCAGGAAAAGUUCCCCAACAUGAGCAAGUUUGAGGACAUCAGUGAGCUGCUAAUGAAAGGGGCUAAUCUUUCAGAAAGUGAAGCAGAGCAAGAUGGAGAUCACAACAUAACGGAACUGCCACAGAUCUACUCCGGGCGUGGUAACAUGGCGUCUCAACAGAGCGCUGUGAGACUGACUGAGAUUGGCCCACGCAUCACCAUGCAGCUGGUGAAGAUCGAGGAGGGAAUGGGAGAGGGGAACAUACUCUACCAUGCAGUCAUCGCCAAGACUGAGGAAGAGCUUCAGGAGAUCCUGGUCCGAAAAGAGGCGCAGAUGAAAGAAAAGCAGGAACGGAAGAAAAAACAAGAGCAUGAUGUUGCCCAAAAGAAAGCGUUACGGGAGGAGAACAAGAAAAGAAGCAUGGCGGGCAUCAAGAGGAAGCGCCAGGAGGAGGAAGAGCAUGACCCUGAAGUGGAGGAUCCUGGGAACCAGGAUAACAGGCCUCCGGUUGUUGAAUCUGACGACGAGGCAGAGUACUACAGACAGGCUGUAGGGGAGGAGCCAGACGAAGAUAUGUUCCCUGCAGCCAAGAGGAGGCAAAGACCUGAAAGGCCCUCAGGAGGACCCUUCAAGAAGAGGAAACCGUUCUCUGGCAAUGACAGGGAAAACAAAUAUGGUUCCAAGCCACCUCAUAGGUCUGGUCCAGGAGGGAAACCCAGAGACCGAAUGGGGGGUGACAGAGACAGGAAAGAGGGAAAGAAAUUUGGGGAUGGAGGCAAAUCUUUUGGAAAGAUGUCACCGGGGGGCAAGAGGUUUGGAGGAAAGAAAUUUGGGGAUGGGGGCAAACGGUUUGGAGGGAAGACAUUUGGUGAUAGGGAUAAAAGAUUUGGAGGGAAGUUUGAGGGGGGCAGUAAAUUUGGGGGAAAGAAAUUUGGGGGUGAUGGGGGUUCUAAGUUUAAGGGCAAACCUCGUCCUGGUGGUUUCAAGAAGGGUCCGGGAGGGGCGAAGGGAGGCUUCAAACAGAGGAAGGGGAAGAGCUGAGCGUCAUACCCUUCGAAAGCCUGGACUGAUGCACUCUGAGCGCUCUACCCUAGUAGAACACCAGAUGGCAGUAUUGACUCACUAUUGUGGUCUGCGGUUUCUGAUCACCAUGAACAGAAAUGUAUUCCUUCAUGAUAGGACUUCGUUAUUGCUACAAGUCAGCUGGAGGACUGGAUGAAAAUGCAAUGAUGUAAUUUUGUACCUUGUGAACAUGUUUAUAUAAAUGUUAUAAGCAUUGGAAAAUAAAUUGCUGGAUGCAAAGUACA